AAUCAUCAAUGCAGAGAAGUCAGAGUUCAAUGAGGACCAAGCUUCCUGUGGCAAGCUGUGCAUUCGGCGCUGUGAGUUGGAGUCAGAAGACCAAGAAUGGCUGAUGCUGUGCCCAGAGGAGCUCCUGACUGGUCAUUACUGGGCACUGUUUGAUGGGCAUGGCGGCCCUGCAGCUGCCAUUCUGGCUGCCAACACCCUACAUUCCUGCCUGCGCCGGCAGCUGGAGGCGGUGGUUGAAGGUCUGCUGACUCCUCAGCCACCCAUGCAUCUUAGCGGCCGCUGCGUCUGCCCCAGUGACCCCCAGUUUGUGGAGGAGAAGGGGAUCAGGGCAGAAGAUUUGGUGAUCGGGGCUCUGGAGAGCGCUUUCCAGGAAUGUGAUGAGGUGAUCGGAAGGGAGCUGGAGGUCUCAGGUCAGGUGGGCGGCUGCACGGCCCUGGUGGCUGUAUCUCUACAGGGAAAGCUGUAUGUGGCCAAUGCUGGGGACAGCAGGGCCAUCUUGGUAAGGAAGGAUGAGGUCCGGCCCCUGAGCUUUGAGUUCACUCCUGAGACCGAACGGCAGAGGAUCCAGCAGCUGGCCUUGGUCUACCCUGAGCUUCUGGCUGGUGAAUUUACCCGCCUGGAGUUCCCACGGCGGUUGAAAGGCGAUGACUUAGGGCAGAAGGUUUUGUUCAGAGAUCACCACAUGAGUGGGUGGAGCUAUAAGCGUGUGGAGAAAGCCGAUCUCAAGUACCCACUGAUUCACGGGCAGGGUAGGCAGGCAAGGUUACUGGGAACGCUGGCUGUCUCCCGAGGUCUCGGAGACCAUCAGCUUAGAGUCCUGGACACAAACAUCCAGCUGAAGCCCUUCUUGCUCUCCAUCCCACAGGUGACCGUGCUGGAUAUGGACCAGCUGGCCUUGCAGGAGGAGGAUGUGGUUGUCAUGGCAACCGACGGGCUCUGGGAUGUCCUGUCCAAUGAGCAGGUGGCACGGCUGGUCCGGAGCUUUCUCCCCGGGAAUCGUGAAGAUCCACACAGGUUCUCGGAGUUGGCCCAAAAGCUGAUCCUGAGCACACAGGGGACAGACGGCAGUGCUCCAGAAGAGGUGUCCCAUGAUGACAUCUCUGUGUUCGUGAUUCCCUUACACAGCCAGAGCCAAGGGGGCCGUGGCCCAUGAGGAUGCAGACUUCUGUGUUCCAGAACUUCUCCACGGCCGGCCACAGACACAUUCUGUUGUUGGCUUCCACCUCAGCUCUCCUGGGGGUACAAGUCAGAAAUGGAAGAGCAGGAACAGUCUAAGCCUCUUCUCUGGUCGAGGAGAGACUCUUAUUUUUGCCCGUCCUGGGGCUUGAACUCGGGGCCUG
Messenger RNA from Dipodomys ordii (Ord's kangaroo rat), 1340 nucleotides. RefSeq names its product protein phosphatase, Mg2+/Mn2+ dependent, 1M (gene Ppm1m). The transcript has 9 exons. The record is from RefSeq and is a predicted model, not a curated record. Gene Ontology annotation, biological process: protein dephosphorylation. NCBI's taxonomy places the organism in Eukaryota, Metazoa, Chordata, Mammalia, Rodentia, Heteromyidae. Bases 104 to 1153 code for a protein of 349 amino acids. Gene Ontology annotation, molecular function: protein serine/threonine phosphatase activity.